Messenger RNA from Plodia interpunctella (Indianmeal moth), 519 nucleotides. RefSeq names its product alpha-crystallin B chain-like. Gene Ontology annotation, cellular component: cytoplasm; nucleus. The coding region runs from base 1 to 519 and encodes 172 amino acids. NCBI's taxonomy places the organism in Eukaryota, Metazoa, Arthropoda, Insecta, Lepidoptera, Pyralidae. The transcript has a single exon. Gene Ontology annotation, biological process: protein refolding; response to heat. The record is from RefSeq and is a predicted model, not a curated record.
AUGAUUCUAAGACUAGGAGCAAAAUUAUGUAAUGUUGUUAGACCGUGUUUAAACCAAGUACGGAACAUUAGACCUUCAGUGAAAAUAGACAAAGAAACAUUCCAGUUGACACUAGACGUGCGGCAAUUCGACAAGGAAGAAAUCAGAGUGAAAGCCAGGACAGAAUUCAUCAUAGUUGAAGGCAAGCAGGAGAGGAAGACCAACAACGGCUAUGUUAUUCGACAAUUUGUCAGAAAAUUUAAAUUACCAGUAGGCUGUGACCCGCAUACUAUUAAAACUAAACUAUCACCUGAUGGCAUCUUGACGGUGACAGCGCCACGGAAAUUUUGUGAACACAACUUGCCGUGUGAGCGGAUAAUUCCCAUAGGAGUUGGAGAAAAUGAAGAAAUCGAUCAGUCCUUGAUCCCGGUUACCAAACCCAGUGAAGAAAUAAAAAAGGACCCAUGUGCUGCAUAUCUCUCUGAUGAUAAAAAUAAAAGCAAGUCUGACCCUGGUCCUAAUAAAGUUAAUAAGAAAUAA